Messenger RNA from Saccostrea echinata, 2028 nucleotides. RefSeq lists its product as uncharacterized. Gene Ontology annotation, cellular component: membrane. NCBI's taxonomy places the organism in Eukaryota, Metazoa, Mollusca, Bivalvia, Ostreida, Ostreidae. Bases 1 to 1815 code for a protein of 604 amino acids. Gene Ontology annotation, molecular function: FAD binding; D-arabinono-1,4-lactone oxidase activity. The record is from RefSeq and is a predicted model, not a curated record. The transcript is spliced from 10 exons.
AUGAGAAAGUAUUCUGUAUCAAGCAAAGAGGCUUAUUUAGCGUCUCAUAAGCGAAAGGUUAAAGUGUCGAAAAAAGAGGUUCCUAAGACCUCCAAGGAUCUGAAGGAGAACAUUAAGGCCUGCAUAAAGGAUGACAAAAUGCCUGUGGUGCAAGCAGACGACAGAGAACAAACAUGGCAGACUUUCCAAGAGCUGCUGGAUUUUGACGUCUUCCUGUUGGACUGCAGAAUAUUAAACGACGAUAUGAAAAAGAAAAUAAGGGAGACCCCAAAGGCGAACUUAUCAGACUCGGAAAGGAAAGAAAUGGAAGAAUUAUUAAAGAGCAUGCAGGACAAAAUAGGACACAAUCCAAAAUUGGAAAUAGAGAGAUUUGAAAAUUGGGCGGAAACAAUUAUUUCCAACGUCAUUUCCUGUUGGCCGACAUCAAAGGAAGAAAUACAAACUGUCAUAGCAGCAUCAAAGGAGGAGGGACUGAAGAUACGUUGUGCUGGUUCUCGACAUAGCUGGGCACCAGUCUUUAGUGAUGAGCGACAGAUGUUAUUAAACCUUGGAAAACUGCGAAGUGACUACGGACAUGGUGUCAAAAUAAGAAUAGCAAAUCGUAGUCGCAACGAAGUUGAUGUAAUGGCGGGCGUCACAACUGGAGAGUUGAAAGAUUUUCAACUGAAAAAUAAGCUUCACCUUCCUGCUAGUGUCAUCAUUGACGCAGUGACUGUGGUAGGAAUCGUUAGUGCUGGAUGUCACGGUGUGGGACGUUACUCAAAGUCUAUCAGUGAUUAUGUCGUGAAGAUGCGAGUGUUCGAUUCUAAAGGCGAAUUAAGGACGUAUUCGAAUGAAAACCAGGCAAUGUUCAGAGCAGUUAUGGCGGGUUUUGGAUGUUUUGGUGUGGUGUAUGAUAUAACGCUAAAGAUGGAACCAGAAUUUCUGGUAAAAACAGAAAACGUAUAUUAUAACCUGGGAGAAGUUUUCUGCUAUGCCAGAUGUCUUCAGUCAAUAGUCGAGAACAAUUGGUCCACUAACAUUCUUUGGUUCCCCUACAAUUCCUUAAGUUGUGGUGACUACAAUCCUAAGAACGAUGAGUUGUGGGUACGCGUGACGAAUAAAGCGCCACCUGACGUGGACACAGAAGACUGGGACUAUUACACUUGGCGUGACACCAAGGAUUACGUCACACAGGGGUCACUGGCGGCCAUGCUGCCACUAUUAGUGGAGGAUCCCAGUAUUGUGCCGUACUUUUCAUGGACUGGCUUUAAAUUGUUGAAGUACGUGAUGUACCCAUCUGGUGAAAUUUACCAAGAGCAUCCUCAUUCUGUUCAUUUCAGGAAACAUAUUGACAUGGCACCUGUAUACGAUAUGGAAUUCAUAUUUGACUAUGAUGACGACUACGAGAAGCUGUUACAGAUCAUACAUGUGGUAGUGAAGAGGGUCGACCAUUAUGAAGAAAAGGAGGAAUAUCCCCUUACAGCCUUGGAGAUCCGCUUUAUAUCUUACAGUGAUGCCUAUUUGGGAUCAGGAGUGCUUGCCAAUCCUGCUACUGGUGGGUCUGGUCAUGUGAUGUGUAUAGAGAUCUUAGGCUGUCCCGGAUGUAGGGGCUGGGAUACAUUCAGUACUGAGGUUGGCAAGGAGUGGAUGGAUCUUGGAGGGGUGCCUCACCUGGCCAAACAAUGGAAUCAUUUACCCGGGAUUUAUGAACACAUCCAAGAGAAAAUGAGUGGGCCUAUCACAUCCUUCAAGACGCAAUUAAAGAAAUCAGGGGCGGAUCCAGAUGGCAUGUUUCUAAAUGAAAAUUUUAAAAUGCUUCUGGGUAUAUUGUAGUUCCUUAAAAGACAAUUACUUAAUGUGUGACAAUGCCUGAUUAACAUUAUGCAACAAAUUAAAGUCUUGAAAAAAUUACAAAAAGAAUAAUAAUAGCAUGCUUUAUGUACUUCAUUUAAAGGGUAACGGGUCUUUUAAACAGUGUUUCUUGUUAUUUCCAUCAUCUUGUAUUUAAUGGCUGGGAUUUAGCAUUUAUAUCUACAUAGUUGUACA